AGCGUGACAGAGAAUGGAACAGAGGGCGACAGAGAGCGCGACAGAGAGAGAGAGAGAGCGACAGAGAGAGAGAGAGAGCGCGACAGAGAGGAGAGAGAGCGUGACAGAGAGCGAGAGAGAGCGCGACAGAGAGUGAGAGAGAGCGUGACAGAGAGU
Molecule: messenger RNA, 156 nt
Organism: Chiloscyllium plagiosum (whitespotted bambooshark)
Lineage: Eukaryota; Metazoa; Chordata; Chondrichthyes; Orectolobiformes; Hemiscylliidae
Source: RefSeq, a predicted model, not a curated record